This is a messenger RNA of Alternaria rosae, 1202 nucleotides long. RefSeq names its product RmlC-like cupin domain-containing protein. Gene Ontology annotation, molecular function: manganese ion binding. Lineage: Eukaryota; Fungi; Ascomycota; Dothideomycetes; Pleosporales; Pleosporaceae. The transcript is spliced from 3 exons. Gene Ontology annotation, cellular component: cell wall. The record is from RefSeq and is a predicted model, not a curated record. Bases 310 to 1116 code for a protein of 268 amino acids.
UGACCCCAGGAUGUCUAAGCAUAUCGCAUCCGUCGCUGAAGAAAGUACACAAUUAGUCGGCAAGCGUCAACAACGUACUGUACAGCCCUCCGGAACCGUGACUUCCGUCUAGGACAGCUGAUGGUGCUGGUAAGACCGAUGAGAACAAUGGAGGUAUAAGUAAAGCAGCGUAGAACACCCAGUUGGAGAAUCAUCCCCUUACACAACAACCAAGAAACCAUACUACCAUCUCAUCUUUUCCUCUUUACUUUCCAUUAUCUCCUUGUUUCCUGACUGUCUACCCAAGCCUUCGCUUCUUAAUCAGUAAUCAUGCUCACCAUCACCAACAUCGUGGUCGCUUCGCUCGCUCUCGGUGCCGUUCAGGCUCUCCCUCAGCAUAUCCAUGCGAGACAGGACAAUGCUACUUCCACUCCUGCUGCCCCGGCCGCACCUGCUUCGACGCCUGACAUUUUCGACGACCUCCUGACUGCUCCUACGGCUAUCAAGCGCUUCCAAAGGCUUUUGACUGUUGGAGAAGGCCCUGAAGGUCCUGAGCUCCUGAAGGGAGACGACCUCCGCAAGGCGACCGUCUUCACUUUCGACAGGAAUGCGAAGCCAGCUCCUGGCGCAGAGGGUGGCGUUGCGGUCGCAGCUAACAUCGGAAACUUCCCCAUCCUGACCGGUCUCGGCAUCUCCACCACCGUUGGUUUCCUCGAACCCUGCGGCAUCAACACUCCCCACGUCCACCCUCGUGCCACCGAGAUGCUCACCCUUGUUGAAGGCGAGAAGAUGGAAUUCGGUUUCGUCCUCGAAAACGCCCUCGUUGGACCCAAGCAGAACCCAGAAGUCGCCGGAUACCUCAACGCCUUCGAGGCUACCGUGUUCCCCCAGGGCUCCAUCCACUACCAGUUCAACAACAACUGCAAGCCGGCGACUUUUGUGGCCGCGCUCAACUCCGAGGACCCUGGUACUAGCCAGAUUGCGCAGAACUUCUUUGCUCUUAACUCGGAGGUUGUGGAUGCUACGCUUGGUUUCCCGGGUCAAAUCAACAGCAAGAACAUCGACGAGUUCGGUGCUUCUCUUCCUGCCAACCUUGCCCGUGAUGCCAGAGCUUGCAUGGCUAAGUGUGGACAGUAAAUUCACCGGGGAAGUCGUAACACGUUGAGCGAGACUGGGAUGGUUUAAUAUGGCACGACGACAUCUUCGAAUGCAGCAUACAUAGC